UGUGCUGCUGUUAGUAAUGCUCGUCGCAGUGCCUCGCUCGCUGAAGUCGUCUCUGCGUUUCGCAAACGGGUUUCGAUAGACCGGUUCGAGUGAAGAGUUGGCGAGAGCCGAAAUUCGAGUUAGCGCUUCCGGUUCGCGAUACUUCGGCAGAAGAGUAGAUCCGCUUUUCUAGAGGUUGCCCCGUCCGCUAUCUGCUGCUACCUACCCGGCCCGCAGUUGGUGACGUGACAUACACACGGCGACAGGUCGCGAUUGCGGAAGAUUUCGGUCCAUCAAAAAAGGCCGUGUGCGUGCGUAGCUCUCCGUGUCGCCUUUGAGAGGGGUAAGAGGGCAACACAUAAAUCUCGUCACACCCCCCCGCCGGGUGACAUUGUGCGGCUGGUUGGUGGCUGUUGCACCUCGCGAUGGGUCUGAAAGAUUGCACGAUCGAGCUCGACAAUCCGUGGAACACCUACUACGCCGGGCAGACGGUUAAUGGCCAAGUAACGUUCACCUUCGACGCGCCGAAGAAAGUUAGAGGAAUUGUGAUAAAAUUCUCCGGCGAAUCGGAAACGAAAUGGAGCCAGACGGAAACGAAAACCGACCAGAACGGCAAGCAGUACGAAUCGACGACGAACCUGACCGGCCAGGAGGAGUACUUUCAAAUUCAGUACUACCUGCUGGGUGGUAAAAAUAGCGCCGAAACGGAACUGGGCCCCGGGGUACACACCUAUCCAUUCACCUGUGCCCUUCCACCGACGCUACCAUCGUCGUUCGAAGGCGAGUGGGGUUUCGUCCGGUACACGGUCAAGGUGACACUGGACCGGCCGUGGAAGUUUGACCAGGACAUCAAGAUGGCAUUCACCGUGAUUUCGCCGGUGGAUCUGAAUCUCAAUCCGCGCGUCAAGGACCCGUUCAAGCUGGAGCUCGAGAAAACGUUCUGCUGUUUCUGCUGCGCUUCCGGCCCACUGAACGUGAUCGUGCACAUCCCGGUGACGGGGUUCGUGUCGGGCCAAACGGUACCGGUCACGGUGGAAUGUGACAACGCCAGCAAUGUUGGUGUGGGCAAAAUUACGCUCACCCUGCGUAAGCUGCUCGCAUUCCACGUGCACACGCCGAGGCGCGAAACGAAACGCAAGAAGGAAAUUAUCACCACCAUCCAAAUGGGACCGGUCGAGGCGGGCAACAGUCAAACGUGGCAGCAGGCCAUACAGAUACCUCCGCUGCCACCGUCGAAUCUGGUCAACUGUGGCAUCAUAGACAUCGACUACGACAUCAAGGUCGUAGCGGAACCGGAAGGCAUGCACGCGGCCCUGGACGGCAACAUACCGAUCGUGCUGGGAACGGUGCCGCUCGAAUCGUUCCAGCCGCCACCGCCCUACACGGACAAUCCGCCGGAUACCGCCACACAGACGAUGGGUGCCGAAACUGAUCCUUCCAUGCUGCCCACACAACCGGUUAGUCCGGCCAGCCCGCCUAGCAACGGUGCCGGAGGGGCGCUGGGUUGGAACAUUGGCGCAGCCAGCACGUUCGCCAAUCUUCCACCUCCAACAUUUGCCGAAACCGCGUACAAAGCGCCAUCCAUCUCUGAUAAAAAUGAUUCGGAAUACACGCGCAUGAUCGGUGGACCGGAAUAUGCACCCCGAUACCCUACGUACGGGAUGAUGCCAAGCGCACCGCCAAUGACGAACAACUACUGAUCGGUAUGCGAUCGAUUCUCGAAGCCGAAGUUCAGUAGUGAAAAGCAUCACAUCGAUACAAUUUUUUUUUGUUCGUUUUCACCCCAAACGACUGUGGUUGCUAGAGCCACAGACAAUGUAGUCGACUAUUUACACUUACUGAUUCACUAUACUCUAUCAGUAUGCAGAAGGACGUCCUCUG
Anopheles bellator is the source of this 1860-nucleotide messenger RNA. Its product is annotated as arrestin domain-containing protein 17-like. The record is from RefSeq and is a predicted model, not a curated record. Gene Ontology annotation, biological process: protein transport. Gene Ontology annotation, cellular component: cytoplasm. NCBI's taxonomy places the organism in Eukaryota, Metazoa, Arthropoda, Insecta, Diptera, Culicidae. Bases 405 to 1679 code for a protein of 424 amino acids. The transcript is spliced from 3 exons.